Molecule: messenger RNA, 841 nt
Organism: Dendrobium catenatum
Lineage: Eukaryota; Viridiplantae; Streptophyta; Magnoliopsida; Asparagales; Orchidaceae
Exons: 5
Coding region: 171-809 (212 amino acids)
Biological process (GO): protein-FAD linkage; mitochondrial electron transport, succinate to ubiquinone; mitochondrial respiratory chain complex II assembly
Cellular component (GO): mitochondrion
Source: RefSeq, a predicted model, not a curated record
UAGCGACGUGACACGACUGCGUCUGCGUGGCUUUAAAAAUUUCCCCGUUUUUCCUUUCUCAAAAUGCAAAGCUGACAUUUUUUAGUGAUUCUUGAUUCGAUCUUUCAAAUUUCAUGAACUAAUCUGCAAGGGAAGUGAGAAGGGAGGAGUUCUUCUCUUUUUCGGCGUUGAUGGCGUUCCUUCGGCUUCCUCUGAUCCUCCGCCUCCGGCAAACCCUUUCUCCACUCAAUAGGCACAGCAUUGGAUCCGUGUCUUGCUUUUCAUCUGGGAGUGGUUCAAUUGAGAUUAACAUCUCAGAUGAGGAGAGCAGACGCCGUCUACACAACAGAUUGUUGUACAGGAGCAGACAGAGAGGUUUUCUUGAACUGGAUUUGAUUUUGGGGAAAUGGGUGGAGGAGAACAUACGCUCUUUGGAUGAAGCGAAAAUUAGAUCUCUUGUUGACGUGCUAAACCUGGUAAUUAGAUCUCUUGUAUUGUAUUGGACUUUUUAUGAUAUAAUUGAGCUUAUAUUUAUUCUUCUACCAAGCAAGAUAAAGACGUGCCGUGGUGACUGUGGCUGGUUUCCCAUUGUCGGAAUGGCCCUAAUCGCCAUUCCCUGGAUCUAUUGGAUCUUAACCUGCUUGUACCGCACCAUCAUGCCCUUCUACAAGUCACCGUUGACAGAAAACGGCGGCUUCUCCGGUGGAGUCGCAGUAUGGUAUUGUGGGCUCCGAAAAUUCGGCCUCGGUGCAGAACCAGGCCAGCCUUGGGUGAGAGGCUGGGAUGACAAGAGAGGUCUGGAGGGAGGGCCAAAGCAUGGGAAUCAGUAAUCACCUUAUUUGCUGGACUUUAUAGGCUUUUU